Molecule: messenger RNA, 1626 nt
Organism: Trichomonas vaginalis G3
Lineage: Eukaryota; Parabasalia; Trichomonadida; Trichomonadidae
Product: cyclic nucleotide-binding domain containing protein family
Exons: 1
Coding region: 1-1626 (541 amino acids)
Source: RefSeq, a predicted model, not a curated record
AUGCGAACAGCAGAACUGGAGAUUACUUGCCGACUUCGCCCCAAAGUAUUAUUAGUUCCACGCAAGAAAAAUGUCGAUCAUGCGAACGAAAAGACAAUUGAUCAAAUGAUUGCAGCAUUAAAAAUUCCAUCUCCCGAAAGAACAGAUCAAGAUGUAGAUACUCUAUUGUCAACAGUUGGAAAAUGGCCAUGCUUCACAAAUGCUGUUCACUCAGAGCAAAUGAGACGUGAAGUUUGUCGACAAAUGGUUUAUGAUGAAAGACCAGCAAACACAAUUCUUUUCAAACAGGAUGAUGAGCCUAAUGGUUGGUUUAUUGUCGUUACUGGCGAGUGUAAAGUCGUUAAAGUCAUUACAGAUGAUGCAUUUAUGGCGGAUAUGCCUCCAAUCAUGGUUCAAAAGCUAAAAGAAGCUCACGGACCAGACAAAUUCUUCAGAGCUGUAUUCACUGCUGGUCCCAAACUCGAAUUCGGAUCUGUCGCUCUCAUUAACGAUUGUCCGCGUAACGCUACGAUCUAUAUCUCGCAGCCAAGUAUUCUUAUUCGUGUUGAUAACCAGAUCUAUCGUGAUACUGCCAAGUUCUUUGCUCGUACUCAGCUUGUUAAACGUGCAAAUAUCAUUUCUCACAUCAAAGAGUUCUCCAUUUUACAUACAGUACGCGAUGCCAACGGCGAAGAAGGCGAUACAUUCAUCCGCCUUGCCGAAAACACCGUAGAUUUCAACUUACCCGCUGGAACAAUUCUCGAUAAGCAGCAUACCGCGCCAAUUACAGUCCCCGUCAAGUUCGAUCCCAACGGGAAGUCCGAGAACGAGAUAAAGACCUUCUGGGACAACGAAAAAGCCAAGACACAGGGCUUUUUUGUCGUUGCUCAAGGAAAAUUAACCGUUCACCGUUAUGUAAACUUCUCAGAAUACAAAGGGAACGACUCCAAGGACAUAAAAGACGAUGUUCUCAGCGUCAGACUCCCUCACGGCCAGCAUCUAAUUCAGAUAGCUGAACUUGGACCGAAAACAAUGUUUCCAGACCCAAGAUUAGAGGAUGGAUGGAUCAAACAUCAAUGUACACUCAAAGUUUCCGAACCUUGUCUCUUACACAAUUUGAAAUUAAACGAUUUGACAUCGGCAAUUACACAAAACAACCUGGAGAAGAUCAAAGAAAGGAUCCUUGACCAACCUGAUGACCAGCAGAUUAUAGAGAUGUGGAUAGAAAAACAAAGAGCUGCACAAUGGCUCGCAUAUAAAAAUCAGUGCGUAAAAGAAGCGAAAAAAGUCAUUGCUUUGGAACGCCAGAUCAUGAAUGGAGAAUAUGGUAUGAGGAAAGCAGGAAUUCCUAAGUCAAUUAAAGAACAUGACCCAUUUCCUCCAUUGAGAAAAAGUUCUUUCAGCGAUUUGGAGUCUUUGGAGAGGGAGAAGAUAAAGAGGAGAGAAAAGGAAAAGGCAUUUCAGACAAGAAAGAUGGACCAGAUGAGAAAAGCAAUAGAAUCAAGAGUGGCAAUGGAAACUAAGAGAUCUGAGGAAAUUAAGAAGAUUAGAGAGGAGAAACUAAGUUACGUAAGAAAGAAAUCGGCUCUGGAAGAGACAAGAACAAGUGCUAGAUCACAAGGAUCUCCAAAGAAACUUGUUACAUAA